Messenger RNA from Trichogramma pretiosum, 3090 nucleotides. Its product is annotated as mucin-5AC. The record is from RefSeq and is a predicted model, not a curated record. Bases 234 to 2840 code for a protein of 868 amino acids. NCBI's taxonomy places the organism in Eukaryota, Metazoa, Arthropoda, Insecta, Hymenoptera, Trichogrammatidae. The transcript has 3 exons.
GACUUAAGUUCGUGUGUAAUACAAGCCUCUUUCGAGUGUAUACGUCAAUUUUGGAUGAAUUUGUGGCAUUAACAAUAUUCAACGAAUCAUUCAUGAAUUAACGAGAAAUAAAAUAAAAACGUUUUAAUGUAGAAAAUAAGAAGAAGUUUAUUUACUGAAAAAGUAAAUAUUUAAAUAACUAAACUUAUGUUUUAAUUUUAUGUAAAAUCAUUCUCAAAUAACCCGGCAUAAACAUGAUAACUGUGAAGAAUCUCGUGUGCGCGUGUUUUGCUGUCUUCAUAAGCUUAAGUAGUAGUUUAGAGAUCGAGAAAGUUAUGCCAUCACGAUAUGAAAUUGAAAGUUCGAUAAACCGCACAAUUGAAGAAGUAGAAAGACUAGUCCAGGAAAAUCCAAGUUUGCCAAAAUUGAAUCGCAAAGGUAUAGUUAAAAUUUUGCAUAAUAUUACCUCGAAAGAUAUCAAAUCUAUUGAAGACAAAGCUCUUUCUGCAAUCGAAAAAACAAGGGAAGACUACCGAAGAGCACUCAUGGUUGUUUUGCCAUUUAAAGUAAAAGACAAUCCAGAAAAUCUAACAGAAUUAUAUAAAAAACCUCCUUUAAUUAAAAUGGUAGCCAAUGAUGAUGUGAAAUCAUCGAUGUUAGAUAUAGAUAAUGGAUUCAGUCCGAGUUUGUUUCCAGUUACAGAUACUCAACCAUCGAAAACCAUGACAGAAAAGAAACAUCAAUUGCUCAACUCACAUGUGAAGUAUCAAGAUUCUGUAAAGUCAAAGAUUCCAACCAGUGGUUUAAAAAAUGUUGGAUCAUCAUCGACAACUGCAAGUCUUAAUUCCAGAUCGGAUUCUGCUCCACAAAAAUUCAGUUUUAACUUGGAAACUCUAGACCAAAAGCCAGAGGCUUCAUCGCACACUUCUGCAGGAACAAAACGACCUAUUUAUAGGGGAACUUUUUCUCGUUACAGAACUAGCACUCUAGCUCCAUCAAAAGUUCAGACUAGUACAACGCCUCGAGUAAGAACUACCAGUCAAUCUAUAAUAGAAACAACGAAAGCUCCCAGUGUAUUAAAGUCGAAUCGAUGGCGUUAUAACCCACCCCCAACUACAACAAUUACAACUACCGACGAACCAACAACUACCAAAGACUUACCUUGGCAUCCAGUGGAUCCAUCAAAAGAUUUCUUUUUACCAACGAUUCCGAGCCAUUCUAAUGUUGAUGAUCCAGCAAUUUCAAUAUUACAAAUGGAUGAUUUUCAUAAAAUUCUAGAUAAAACCAUGUCAACAACAAGUAAACCAACUUCAAUUUUCGUGACACCCAGUCGAGCGACAAGUCGAAGAAAAAAUAGUAAUAACAUGAAAAAUGUACCCAAUGACUUUCGUUUAACGAGAACAACAACAACAACUACAACAACAACGACGACCGACAGUCCAAGAAAUCAAGAACUUGAAUUAAUACUCAAAGCGAUUGGAUUAGAGCGACUCAAAACGAACGACGCUCCUGUGAAACCCGUACCAGAUGUAUCAAAUGAUAAUUUUAAUAAAGCUUCAGAAGAUGUUAAAGAUGGUGUAGUUAAUUUAACACCUAAUAUACAACUAAUGUUUCAACAAUUUGGUUUGCAAGGCUCCAAUAAUGUAAAAAUGGCUAAGACAACAACCACUACUCGUAAACCUAGUACAAAACCUGCAAAUGUCAAUUCAUAUACAAAUUUCAAACCAAUACCCAGUUUUGAUGUGAAAGAUAACGAUUUUCGAGAUUUUUUGUUAAAAUUUGGCUUGGGAGGCAGUAGAAACCAAAAGUCCAUACUUCAAAAUGCUGCAACCAAUAAAGCUAACUUAUUAGAUAAAGUACCAGAUAAUAUGAAGAAAGUUCUGGAAAGCGUAGGUUUAAUGAAAAGGCCACAAAAAGUUGAAUCUCAAUCAAAAGUCAAGUCAGAACAUCGAAGAGAAACAACAAAAAAAAAUGAAGCAUCGACAUCACCCACCAAAGACAUCAUGAAACAAACCGAAAGCGUUGUUACAGAUAUGAAACAACAAGAUAUGAUUAAAGAUCUACUAGCUACAGUGAAAAAAGUUCAAGAAGGUAAAGCUGGUAUUCAAGAAGUUCAAAAAGUUGCUCAUAAUUUACUCGAAAGCACCAAAUCUCUAGAAAAUGGCCCCGAUCCCAUAAAGCUCGAAGAAAUAUUGAAUAAUUAUAGAAAUAGUCUCAAAAACGAAGUUAAAAGGCAACCAGAGACGACCACAACUGCAAGGAUAGCAACAACCACAGUAAAGGAAAUAGAAGAGACUACAAUAUCUUCUGUUGCUAGUUCUGAUUCUUCCGGAUCACCAGUAGAAAAAUUAAAAUCUUCCACUACUGAUACAGUUGAAGAAACUACUCCUAAGAUUCAAAGAGAUCAAUCGCCAUCUUCUUCAACUAAUAAUGAAAAACCAACUAAAUCAGAUUUUUUCGAUACGUUUGAUAUUUAUAAAUAUAUUAAUGGCUCGGAGGCCCUUAAUGCUACCUCUUCUACUACUGUGGCACCUACAGACUCUGGAACAACCAAAAGUAACUUUUUUGAGACUUUUGAUAUAAACAAGUAUUUGAAUAAUACUGAACAAGAAUCGAAUGAUGCCAAAAACUCCAAUUCUAAUCAAAGCAACCUCGAAGAAUCUUUUGGGGGUAGUACCGAGGAACCGGACCCCGUCAUACCAACAAGACCAAAAACGGGUUUUUAUUUUUUGGUAGAUUGGAAUUCAUUCUUAACUGUUGGCACCGAAGAAAAUCCAGAUCGAGUAGAUUUAAGAUUUGCUCCUAAAGCUGGUGAUCGUACAAGAUUUAUACCAGUAAAAAUUGUAAAACCUGCAAUCUAGACAAAAUCAAAAAAUUAUAGCUUUGUAUUUCAAGAAAAAAUGCAAGAAUGUUUCAUUAUUGUAAAACAUUUGAAUUUGUUAAAAAAUCAUUCUAGAAACGAUUUUUUUAUCUCUAAUUUGAAUGAAAAAUAAGUCAAAUUCUAUGUAUUUCAUCGUCUUUAUUUUUGUAUGACUAUUUAUGUAUAAGACAGUGAUAAUUAUUUGUUUAAUUUCAUAAUUCGCCAUAAAUUGUAUUUUAAUUCAAUCACAU